Periconia digitata is the source of this 796-nucleotide messenger RNA. The record is from the annotation of a GenBank genome assembly. NCBI's taxonomy places the organism in Eukaryota, Fungi, Ascomycota, Dothideomycetes, Pleosporales, Periconiaceae.
CGCUCCUUCACUCCAAACGAUAUCUCAUUUCCAAAAAAACAACGUACGCACACAACCAUGGCCUACAACCCCCAUCCUCCUCGGGGUGGCCCCGCAGGAGCUCUGCCGAACAUGAAUAUGAACUUCAACCAGAUGCUCCAGCGCUCGAUGCAGGAGCAGGCUCAGCCAGAGCCGAUUGUCGAAGCACCAAGCAAUCCGCCACAAUCAAUUGGAUACGGCGGCGUAUACAAUGCUACACCUCCGCAACAAUCAUUCACGCCAAAUGUCCUCGGUGGUGCGAGAGAAACGCCUCAGCCGAUAUUACCAGUCGACCUACCACCGCAAGCGUUCCUGACGUCAUCCAUGCUGUUGGACAUGGUCGAUAAAAAGGUCGACGUCCUGCUCCGCGACGAAAAAGAAUACAUUGGCAUCCUACGUUCAUACGAUCAAUUUGCCAACCUUGUCCUCACCGAGUGCUGCGAGCGAAUAGCAGCUCGGAACCCCGAAGCCAGCGAUGACCCAACCAUUCCAAAAUGGUUGAUAGCUGAUGUCAAACUGCCAGGCCUCAUGACGGUGCGCGGCGAGAACGUCACCAUCUGUGCCACUGUAGACCUCGACCGCGAGGACGAACCCAAGGGCGUGAAGAUCUCGUCGGAAAAGGAAGUAAGAGCAUUGGCUGCGGCACAAAGACUUGAAAAGAAGGAUCGGGAUUCGCGAAAGGCAAAAGCAUUGAAGCAAGCCGGCAUUGAACCGGGGUUUGGAAUGCAAGGGUAGACGGCACAUUAUGGUCAUGACCAGAUAUGAAUGAUGAGCAUUU